Ctenocephalides felis (cat flea) is the source of this 1073-nucleotide messenger RNA. RefSeq lists its product as uncharacterized. The transcript is spliced from 6 exons. Bases 584 to 1036 code for a protein of 150 amino acids. The record is from RefSeq and is a predicted model, not a curated record. NCBI's taxonomy places the organism in Eukaryota, Metazoa, Arthropoda, Insecta, Siphonaptera, Pulicidae.
UUCUUAUCCUAGCUAAAAUGCAUUUCUAGGUUGCUGUAUUUGUUUAGUGUUGUUUUAACCAAACCAGUUACUUUGCUAACUGAAAAUUGUGUUUUUAAAUGCUCAUAGAUAAAUAAGCAUCAGACUCUUCUUCCUUUUUUGCUACAGGAGCUUCGACCACAGUCUCUUGCACCAUUUCGAUUAUGUUUAUCUAUAUCUUUACUAAAAAUUUUCAUUCAUGAGCAAGGUGGCAAAUUUCAGCAGCCUAAACUAAACAUUGAGCCUGCAGUUUCGAUAUUUUCUCUCACCUCUUAUUAAAUUUCGAGACAAUCCACAAAAUUUUUAACAUAAUGAUUUGAUGGCACAUCUAAACUUAUUACUAAUGAAAGAUGAUAAAGUGCCAAAUUUAUUCCAGUACGAACAGCAGAACUUUGUAUCUUAAAUUUCAGGAGAAGAUACUAUACUUUUGAUUAAAAAAUACGAAGAACAAAAUAUUCUCUGGAAUCCAAAGCACCCAGAAUAUUAUAAUAGAAAACUAAAAAAAGCUGCGUGGGAGAAAAUCGCUGAGACGUUUCAAAAAAACGUUGGUGACGUGAAACAAAAAAUGGCUAGUCUUCUGGCAUCCUUUCGAAGAGAAAAGAAGAGAGUAAUGGAUUCUCGUAGAGGAGGAACAGGAUCGAGUGACAUAUACGUAUCACAUUGGUACGGAUACAAAUAUUUCCAUUUUCUACUUGAAAAGGAUUAUCCGAGAUCCAUAAAUACUAUUAUUGAAAUUAAGAAAAGAGCAUUGCAUGCUCUUGCUUUAUUAAGAAAGGCACGAAAUAAAAAAUCAAAUGAAAUCAACAUAGACAAAAUGUUGAAAAUCAUACUGAUAAACUUUUUGAAAGAUUAUAACCAAAACACUAGCAGGCGCAAUCCCUUUCUGCAACAUUUAGGGCAACUGCUCGACUGGUUCAGUGAAGAACAAAGAUGUUUCUUGGAAUACCAAAUAUUAAAUUUAACAUACGAAGCAACAGAAAAAGUAAUGUGGUUGAAAACAAGAAGAUUAAUGCAAUGAAACAAAAGCAAGUAACUGAAUAAUACAAUGAAAAAGA